This is a messenger RNA of Cicer arietinum (chickpea), 1439 nucleotides long. RefSeq names its product E3 ubiquitin ligase BIG BROTHER-related. The record is from RefSeq and is a predicted model, not a curated record. NCBI's taxonomy places the organism in Eukaryota, Viridiplantae, Streptophyta, Magnoliopsida, Fabales, Fabaceae.
AUUCUUUGAGGUUGAUUCCAUCAUUCUUGUUUUUCAUCACCAUCUAUCGUCUUCGUCUUCUUCUUCCUAAUUCCAAUGGAGAACGACACCACCACCAACACCAACAACGUCACGGCCAAAGUAUCUUCUGGAGGAGUCAAAUCCAACAAUCACAUCCAUCAAGAAGAAGAAGUUGAACAUUCCAAUUUCAAUUCGAAUUUGAAUGGCGAGGAAAAUAUGCCAGAAAAAAUUGAAGAAAAAGAAGAACAAGAACAACAACAACACGAACAACCUACUGGAUCUGAAACCACCACUCACCAACCUUCCAGAACCCCUUUCACUAAUCUCAGCCAGGUUGAUGCUGACCUUGCCCUAGCCCGAACCCUACAAGAGCAGGAAAGGGCAUACAUGAUGCUGAGAAUGAAUAAUGACGGAAGUGACUAUGGAAGUUGGGAAGGUGGUAGCUAUUUGCAUGAUGAUGGAGAUGAUUUUGAUGAUCUACAUGAUGGCACUGAUGUGGAUGAGGAUGAUGAUGAAGAUGAUGAUAACGAGGAUGAAUAUGAGAAUGAAGAUGCAUUUGAUGUCCAUGCUCAUGCUAGUGCUGGAGAACAUGAUAAUCCCAUCAUUGAAUUUGACCCAGAGCUGUUUUCAAGUGAUGAAGCCUAUGCAAGAGCAUUACAGGAGGCUGAAGAGAGGGAAAUGGCAGCUAGACUGUUGGCUCUUGCUGGGAUAAAUGAUCUUUCAUUUUCAAUUACAGAGGAGACCGAGGACAUGGAGGAACAUGGUGCUAACUCUCAGGAUGCUUGGGAGGAUGUUGAUCCAGAUGAACUUUCAUAUGAGGAACUAUUGGCAUUGGGCGAGGUAGUAGGAACUGAAAGCAGAGGUCUUUCGACUGAUACUAUUGCCUGUCUACCUUCUGUCAACUACAAGACCGGGAGUGAUCAACAUGGGAGCAAUGAUUCGUGUGUCAUUUGCCGGGUGGACUAUGAGGAUGAUGAGUCCUUGACAGUUCUUUCCUGCAAACAUUUGUACCAUCCUGAGUGCAUUAACAACUGGUUGAAAAUAAACAAGGUUUGCCCUGUUUGCAGUACAGAGGUAUCUGCUUCCUCCGGUAGCAACUUGUAGGAAGAAUGAACAAUUCUUCGUUUCAAAUUGAAGAAAGUUUGUGCAUGGUGGGAGCUAUGAUCCCUUAUUUUAAAAGCAUUAUUACCAAUAUGGGGAGAUAGUUUCUGCUUCGUUAUUGUAUAUCCAGCUCCUUCGUUUUAAAUUCAACAUGUAACUUUGGGAAUUAGUUCACUAGAUUGUUCUAUUUUAAGGGAAUGACUGGCAUUAUAGUUGUCAAGUACGAGGAGAGGAAUCGGGCUACUUAUUGUGGUUGUUCAGAAGAAUCAGAACUUUCAUCUCCAUUCUCUUUUAGAAAAGGAAACCUUUAUUUCUUUUAUGAAAAUGAUUAUUGGGAA